Messenger RNA from Eimeria acervulina, 1332 nucleotides. RefSeq names its product Chromosome III, complete sequence, related. Bases 1 to 1332 code for a protein of 443 amino acids. The transcript is spliced from 4 exons. NCBI's taxonomy places the organism in Eukaryota, Apicomplexa, Conoidasida, Eucoccidiorida, Eimeriidae. The record is from RefSeq and is a predicted model, not a curated record.
AUGACGGCCCAGACGGCAGGAAGCCUUCAGGAGAUUGGAGAGGCAACGGAUUCGCUGCUGCAUGGGAUGAAUCUGCGUUCGUUUCUGUUGCGUUUGCCGCUACCAGCUAAGGAUUCUGUCUCAACUGUGCAGGGGAUUUGUGAGAAAGUUAUGAAAAAUAGAUCAGCUUCUCAUACCAAGUGGAACCCAGUUGAUGCAAACACAGAACAACCCGAUAUUGAGCGAGCAGAAGAACAAAUCAAACGCAUUCAGGAGCUCUUAAACAGUCAAAAUGCUGUGGGAUUUGUGCUCGUUAUUGUUGAAAACCCACCACAAGAACAAUCCAAAGGAAUUGAUGUGCACUACUGCCCCGUUGCUGGAGGAAUACUUGAAGUUCUUGACUCCUAUGAGCGCUCCGUUCGAGCCCUUUGGUGCCGGCGUUCGCUGCCUGCUGAGGUCUCUGAGGCGAUAAUAAGGGCGUUGGUUUUGCGUUUAUUUGCGUACGGCUUCGCUGCUACGCAGCAGAUGGUGCCCCAUUCGCUCAAUAAAGAGGCAUUGACUCCUUCUAAAUCUCCUGUAUCAAACCGUCUUAUAAGCUGCACACAAGAAAGCAUUUAUCUCUUUCCUAGAGAUGCCGCCGUCUUCAUGAAGACUCAACUCUGCCUAUCGAAACAUUGGGAAACCCCUUUAGAUGGAGGCAGUCAUAUCGAUCACCCCAAAGCACCCUGUCGAUGCAGCAGCGUGCGUAACGUCGCUGGGGCCUGGCAAUUCUCCGGUAUAAGCCUUUCACGUUUUGUGAAUUAUUGGAGAAACCAUGGAAGAGCCGCACUUGUCGAUGUUCCCGCCUCUGCGAUGUCCUUCUUUGCGGUGCACGAACGCCCCGCACAAGGAGAAAAUGGUGCGAAAAGACAGCGACGGCAUAUCGCCGACUCCGUGAAAACUGAAGAAGAAAGCAAAAACCAAACGCCCCCAACCGGUGAGGCGGCAGUUAAGGGAGUGCCCUCAGAACGCACAUCAGAAGCUACAGACGUUGUGGCUGCUUCGCGGCGUGGUUUGCGACGCGCACGAUCCAUUUCAUCAAUGAGUCUUCACGUACCAAAACAGCAGCGCCGAACUGGCGCAGCAAGGAUGGGCGUUGCCACUGGAGCCAGCUUUAGAGGAUCUGCUCGAAUGUCAGAGAUGCAGGCUGUAUCGAGGCCCCGAAGACCUCUGCAUAGAGAAACGCUUUCUGCACAUCGCAAUUCGGUGCGAUGUAAGCUGGCCACAAUGGGCACCCAAAUGGUGCGUACAGGAACCAUCUGGAAGGCAGGCCCUUCGAUUGCUAGGUAUUUCCUCGUUUUAUUAUUGGCGUGA